Messenger RNA from Neltuma alba, 2463 nucleotides. Its product is annotated as 3-hydroxy-3-methylglutaryl-coenzyme A reductase 1. Gene Ontology annotation, biological process: sterol biosynthetic process; coenzyme A metabolic process; isoprenoid biosynthetic process. Bases 80 to 1882 code for a protein of 600 amino acids. Gene Ontology annotation, cellular component: endoplasmic reticulum membrane; peroxisomal membrane. Lineage: Eukaryota; Viridiplantae; Streptophyta; Magnoliopsida; Fabales; Fabaceae. The record is from RefSeq and is a predicted model, not a curated record. The transcript is spliced from 4 exons. Gene Ontology annotation, molecular function: protein binding; hydroxymethylglutaryl-CoA reductase (NADPH) activity.
UCCUUCCAGCGUCUUUCCAUUUUUCCAUAUUCACCCCCACUUCUGUGUUAACUCUUUUUCAUCUUCGACGGAGUCCGCCAUGGAUCCUCAUCCCCGCCGCCAUCACCACAACCACCCCCCUCGCGCCACGUCUCACGAAGGCGCCGCCGCUUCUUCCCCGACUCUACUCAAGAAGCCUUCCUCCGCCAUCGCCAACGGCCGUCAUCGAGCCUCGUCUCCUACUCCUAAAGCUUCUGAUGCCCUACCUCUGCCGCUGUACCUCACCAAUGCUGUCUUCUUUACGCUCUUCUUCUCCGUUGCCUACUAUCUCCUCCACCGUUGGCGUGACAAGAUCCGGAACUCUACCCCUCUUCACGUUGUUACCUUGUCUGAGAUUGCCGCCAUUGUGUCCCUCAUCGCGUCUUUUAUUUACCUUCUUGGGUUCUUCGGCAUUGACUUCGUACAGUCCUUCAUCGCGCGUGCUUCUCACGAUGUUUGGGACCUCGAGGACGACGCCGGCGAGGGCGAUGGUGCUGCUGUUGCUGAGUCUCGUUCUCUCAACCACCAUCCACGCCGUGAUUUCGUCAUCGAGCAACCGGUUCCUAGAUUGGUGGUGGAUCCCGAUCCCUUGGUUUCGUCUCUUUCCUCUGAGGAAGAUGAGAAGAUCGUACAGUGUGUGCUAGAUGGUACGAUUCCAUCGUACUCGCUCGAGUCCAAGCUCGGGGACUGUAAGCGGGCGGCGGACGUUCGUCGUGAGGCCUUGCAGAGGAUGACUGGGAGAUCUCUCCAGGGAUUACCGUUGGAUGGGUUCGAUUACGAAUCAAUUUUGGGGCAGUGCUGUGAAAUGCCGGUAGGUUACGUGCAAAUUCCGGUGGGAGUAGCUGGGCCGUUGUUGCUUGAUGGGUUUGAGUAUACGAUACCAAUGGCAACCACAGAGGGGUGCUUGGUGGCGAGCGCGAAUAGAGGUUGUAAAGCCAUUUAUGUUUCUGGCGGAGCUACCAGCGUAGUGCUGAGGGAUGGGAUGACCAGAGCGCCUGUUGUAAGGUUCGCUACAGCCAAAAGGGCUGCGGAGUUGAAGUUCUAUCUGGAAGAUCCUCUCAAUUUUGAUCAACUGUCCUUCAUCUUUAAUAAGUCAAGUAGAUUUGCUAGGCUCCAAAGCAUCCAUUGUUCAAUCGCUGGAAAGAACCUUUACAUGAGAUUCAGCUGUAGCACAGGUGAUGCCAUGGGGAUGAACAUGGUUUCCAAAGGCGUGCAGAAUGUUCUUGAUUACCUUCAAAAUGAUUUCCCGGACAUGGAUGUUAUUGGCAUCUCUGGGAAUUAUUGUUCGGACAAGAAACCUGCUGCCGUAAAUUGGAUUGAGGGGCGUGGAAAGUCAGUUGUUUGUGAAGCAGUUAUUAAAGAAGAGGUGGUUAAGAAGGUAUUGAAGACCAACGUGGCUGCCUUGGUGGAACUGAACAUGCUUAAAAACCUUGCUGGUUCUGCUGUUGCCGGCGCCCUUGGUGGAUAUAAUGCUCAUGCCGGCAAUAUCGUGUCUGCCAUUUUCAUAGCCACUGGUCAAGAUCCAGCGCAAAAUGUUGAGAGUUCUCAUUGCAUAACCAUGAUGGAAGCUGUCAAUGAUGGGAGAGACCUUCAUAUCUCAGUGUCUAUGCCUUCCAUUGAGGUGGGUACGGUUGGAGGCGGUACUCAGCUAGCAUCUCAGUCUGCUUGCUUGAAUUUACUGGGUGUGAAGGGCGCGAGCAAGGAGUCACCGGGAUCGAACUCUAGACUCCUGGCGACCAUUGUUGCUGGUUCUGUUUUGGCGGGAGAGCUAUCUCUGAUGUCUGCCAUUGCUGCUGGUCAGCUUGUAAGGAGUCACAUGAAAUACAAUAGAUCAAGCAAGGAUGUCUGUAAAAUGGCAAGUUGAGGAGAGAAACGAUGGGGUCCCAGCCAUGGGUUGUGAAGCCUAAAAUAAAAACCAGAAGGGUAUUUGAGCAAAGUACACGUGAAUUUGGAGAGGAAAGAAGAAAAUGUCUAGUUUGUACCUGUGGGUGGUCAUGUGGGAUUGCCUGACUCUUUGGUGUCUGUGAAUGUGAAGUCAAAUGAUUGUAUGGAGGGGAUGGGAGUUGUUUCUGUUUGGGUGGCCCCACUCUGGUUCAUUCGCUGCACAACUUUUGAUAGCUUUUCCCUGGCUGGCAAUCAGAGGCACGUUAGCUUUUCUCACAGCUAAGAAGUCGUUUGUUGUGUUGUAUUAUACCUUCUUUUUUUUUUCGCUCUUCUUUUUCUGUUGUGUUUAGCAUCCUUUAGUGGGGGGACCAGACCGUGAAGUGGGGCUUGCUGAUUUUUUCAUGUGUCGCUUUGUUCAUUCGAGCCAAACGAAUUGAAUUGGACAAUGCUUCUUUCGUUGAUGACUUUGCAUGUUACUAUUACUCCUCUGAGCGCCAGUAUUUAGGACUUAAUUGAUGGAUGGGAUUUUUCCUCAAUAUAGAAUCUAUCUUUUGUUUAAUA